Messenger RNA from Orbicella faveolata, 1086 nucleotides. RefSeq names its product histone H2A-like. Lineage: Eukaryota; Metazoa; Cnidaria; Anthozoa; Scleractinia; Merulinidae. The record is from RefSeq and is a predicted model, not a curated record.
UCACAAACGAAUUCAUGAUGCCCAUGGCCUUGCUAGAAAUACCCGUAUCGGGAUGAACUUGCUUAAGGACCUUGUAGAUGUAGAUCGCAUAGCUCUCCUUUCUCUUUCCCUUCCUCUUUUUCUUGGCCGAACCAUCAACUGCCGCCGACUUAGUUUUUCCCGCUCGCUUCUCGCCUUUCUUUGCUGCUGGAACUUUCGGUGCCAUGUUUAUCUGGCUUCUCUGAAAAAUUGUUUGGAAUUCUAGAUGAUCCGAUGAGAUCAGCUUUGAACAUGCCACGGUAACUUAACUGCUAUUUAUUACAAAUUAUCCAGGAGGAUUAAUUAGUAUGCGGAUCGAAAUUGCCUUUCGCCGAUUGGUUAUUUCAUUAACUGACAACUACCCAUAGGCCGACGCUACCGACAGCGCAUUUUGCCUGCUAAUUAUCUUUUGUUCGGAGUACGGCGCGGUUUUGAUUGGUGCGCUUUGAUCCUCUGAUUUGAAGAAAAAUCAAAUAAAAAUCCGGGUCAUAGUUUCGGGCUGACUAGACUAGAACAAAAUCGUUCAACUCAACUUUGCCAGAGAUAACAAGCAAAGAGAACAUUCAGAAAGUGAAAAUGACAGGUCGAGGAAAAGGCAAAGCUCCGGGCACCAAGUCUAAGAGCCGUUCAUCCCGGGCAGGACUUCAGUUUCCUGUUGGUCGUAUCCAUCGUCUCCUUCGCAAAGGCAACUACGGCGAGCGUGUCGGCGCAGGUGCUCCAGUCUACUUGGCUGCCGUACUGGAGUAUCUGAGUGCUGAGAUUCUCGAGUUAGCUGGAAAUGCUGCUCGGGACAACAAGAAAACCAGGAUCAUCCCUCGUCACCUGCAGUUAGCCGUUCGAAACGAUGAAGAGUUAAACAAACUUCUUGCUGGUGUGACUAUCGCUCAGGGUGGAGUUCUUCCCAACAUACAAGCAGUGCUUCUACCCAAGAAGGCGGAGAAGAAACAACAUUAAGCUCCCAGCUUAAUAACAAACUCAAAACGGCUCUUUUAGGAGCCACCAAAUGUUGAUAACAGUCAUGUUCCAAUACAAAGAUAAGCGGCCUUAUAGCAAUACAUCAAAGUUACC